UAUGCAAUUGCUAUAGUGGUGCGAGCCCAUCCCAUCUCCCCUGCCUCUCUGCCCGCGUCCCGUCCUCGUCCCAGUCAACCUUUUGCCAAAGUCCAGAAGGCUCAGCUCAGAGGAAGGGGAGAGGGAGGGAAAGGAAUUUCGCCAUUAGAAAAAAGAUAGAAAAGUUUCCAAAUUCUCUUUUCAGUUGGGACAUACAGAUUCCUUCCGACCUCUUUCAACCUGAAUUUUACUCAGCAGCUGCCCUUCUUCUUCUUCUUCCUCCCCAACCCCAAUUUCUGGUUCAAUUCAACCCGUCAAACCCUUCAAACAAGUCUGGGGAACCUGCCUAACCGACCAACUUACCCCUUCAUUCUUUCUUGGUUCUCCACUUCUUUUGCCUUAUAUAUAUGCAUAGACGCGCAUGCCGAUCGAUGAAACAGGGGAAGAUCAAGAUUCGUGUGUUGGGCGGAUCUCGGGUCUGAAUUCUUUGUUGGGUGUUUGUUGAAUUGUUGAUUUGAAGAUGACUGGGCAUUCUGGUGGUGAAAGCAGCAGCACCCGUGAUUUCAUCUGCAACGCUGCGGCUGGUGCCUCCGCUGGUGCUAUGGCGGCCACUUUCGUUUGUCCCUUGGAUGUGAUAAAGACACGAUUACAGGUCCACGGCCUUCCUCCUGGUCACAAAGGCAGCAUCAUAAUCACAAGCCUGCAGAAUAUAGUUAAGAAGGAAGGUUUGAAGGGUAUGUAUCGUGGCCUUUCACCAACUAUUCUGGCACUUCUUCCAAAUUGGGCUGUAUACUUCACGGUUUAUGAGAGACUUAAAGGUCUCCUUCAUUCGGAUGAUGAUCGAGACAGUCAGCUCAGUACCGGAGCAAAUAUGAUAGCAGCUGCUGGUGCUGGGGCUGCCACAGCUAUAUCGACAAAUCCAUUGUGGGUAGUGAAAACCCGACUCCAAACACAAGGCAUGAGGACAGAUGUGGUACCUUAUAAAGGUGUACUUUCUGCUUUGACCAGGAUCACGUACGAAGAAGGCAUCCGGGGUCUAUAUAGUGGAAUUCUACCUUCCUUGGUCGGGGUAAGUCAUGUCGCGAUUCAGUUCCCGGCAUACGAGAAAAUCAAGCAUUACAUGGCAAAGAAAGAGAAUACAAGUAUAGAAAAGCUCAGCCCAACAAGCGUCGCGAUUUCCUCCUCUAUAUCUAAAGUUCUUGCCUCCAUAAUGACUUAUCCGCAUGAGGUGAUACGUUCUCGGCUCCAAGAGCAAGGUCAGGCAAGAAACAGUGUGACCCAAUAUGCAGGAGUUGUCGAUUGCAUCAAGAAAGUUUUCUUGAAAGAGGGCAUCGCAGGCUUUUACCGUGGCUGUGCAACGAACCUACUGAGGACCACACCAUCAGCUGUAAUAACCUUCACCAGUUACGAGAUGAUUCAUCGAUUUUUGCAACAAAUCAUACUUCCAGAGGAGAAGUACUCACAAACCCAGCCAGGACCCGAAAACAAGGGGACAGGAGAUGGAUUGAAUGGUGAAGUCUCUCAGAAGUCCCAGGUCCAGUCAUCAUACGAUGACUCUACGCAAUUAGUACCUUUGGGGAAGAAAGAACAGCUUCCGGUGAGAGGUUAAUAGUUCCUGUUCUCAUUUUCCCCUUCUUUUGUUGUUGUCAUUCCUCUUUCGGGUCCAAUUUGUUCUGGUGAGAGGAAUUUUCCAUGAAAUUGCAGUGGCGCAGGUUAAAUUGUGUAGAGUGAAUAAAUAGCAUGAUGUUUCUUGUUCGAUAAGUUAUCUCAAUUGUUGUCUAGUUCGUGAA
Messenger RNA from Punica granatum (pomegranate), 1769 nucleotides. NCBI's taxonomy places the organism in Eukaryota, Viridiplantae, Streptophyta, Magnoliopsida, Myrtales, Lythraceae. The record is from RefSeq and is a predicted model, not a curated record.